Ectocarpus siliculosus is the source of this 2485-nucleotide messenger RNA. The record is from the annotation of a GenBank genome assembly. Lineage: Eukaryota; Phaeophyceae; Ectocarpales; Ectocarpaceae.
CGGCUUCUGCUGUUACUGCGCGAGAGAGCGCAAAACCAGUAACGCCAUGCCGCGCAAGGAUGAGUCGGCCGACCUGACGCGGAUAGCCAUCGUCAACAAAGACAAAUGCAAGCCCAAGAAGUGCAAGCAGGAGUGCAAGAAGUCAUGCCCGGUUGUGCGUAUGGGGAAGCUGUGCAUGGAGGUGGAGAAGAGUAGCCCCAUCGUUUACAUCUCGGAGUCGCUGUGCAUCGGUUGUGGUAUCUGCGUCAAGAAGUGCCCCUUCGCGGCCAUCUCCAUCAUCAAUCUGCCCAAGAACCUGGAGUCGCAGACGACGCACCGGUACGGCCCCAACAGCUUCAAGCUUCACAGGCUUCCGAUGCCGAGACCCGGACAGGUCCUUGGCCUCGUGGGGACCAACGGUAUCGGCAAGUCAACGGCUCUCAAGAUCCUGGCGGGAAAGCUGAAGCCCAACCUUGGUCGGUUCGAGAGCCCUCCGGACUGGCAGGAGAUCCUCCAGCACUUCCGGGGGUCCGAGCUGCAGAACUACUUCACAAGGAUCCUCGAGGACAACCUCAAGGCCAUCAUCAAGCCGCAGUACGUGGACCACAUCCCGAAGGCGGUGAAGGGGAAGGUCGGCGAGAUAUUCACCUCCAAGAACCAGCUCGGCACCAUGGAUCGGGUCCUAGAAGAGAUGGACCUAACGCACGUGUUGGACCGUGAUGUGGGAGUGCUGUCUGGAGGAGAGCUGCAGCGGUUCGCCAUUGGCGUUGUGGCGGUUCAGAAGGCGGACGUGUACAUGUUCGACGAACCGUCGUCCUACCUGGACGUGAAGCAGAGGCUUAAGGCCGCGGCUACGAUCCGGAAUAUCCUCUCCGGGGAUGACGGGGCCAAGCGUUACGUCCUGGUGGUGGAGCACGAUCUCGCUGUCCUGGACUACCUGUCGGACUUCAUCUGCUGCCUCUACGGAACCCCCUCCGCGUACGGGGUGGUGACCAUGCCUUUCAGCGUGCGCGAGGGGAUCAACAUCUUCCUCGCCGGGUUCGUGCCCACCGAGAACCUUAGGUUCCGCGACGUCACCCUGGACUUCAAGAUGACGAUGUCAGCGGAAGAGGUGCUCGCCAACGGCAACACGAACCUCAUCUACACCUACCCGAGCAUGACCAAGACCAUGCGUUCCAAGACCGGCAAGCAGUUCAAGCUGCACGUCGAGGAAGGGCAGUUCGCGGACUCGGAGAUCCUGGUUUUGCUCGGUGAGAACGGUACCGGCAAGACAACGUUCAUCCGCAUGCUUGCGGGACUGUUGAAGAGCGACGAACAGAUGGAAGCGGAGGCAGCCGGAGACCAGGAGCUGGCGGAUUCGCUGGGCGCGCCGAACCUGAACGUGUCCUACAAGCCGCAGAAGAUCAGCCCGCGCUUCGAGGGCACCGUGAGGCAACUGCUGCACAAGCGCAUCCGAGACGCCUACAUCCACCCGCAGUUCGUGACGGACGUGAUGAAGCCUCUGAGCAUCAGCGACAUAAUCGACAACGAGGUCCAGAACCUGUCGGGGGGUGAGCUGCAGCGCGUGGCCAUUGCGCUCUCGCUCGGGAAGCCGGCCGACAUCUACCUCAUCGACGAGCCCUCCGCCUACCUCGACUCUGAGCAGCGCAUUUCUUGCGCCAAGCUGAUCAAGCGGUUCGUGCUGCACGCUAAGAAGACGGCGUUCGUCGUGGAGCACGACUUCAUUAUGGCCACCUACCUGGCGGAUAGAGUUAUCGUCUAUGACGGAGAGCCCGGUAUCGAGACGACCGCGCAUUCUCCGCAGGGGUUGCUUUCGGGCAUGAACACGUUCUUGGACCUACUGCGGAUCACCUUCCGAAGAGACCCCACCAACUUCAGACCCCGAAUCAACAAGCUCGACAGCGUCAAGGACCGGGAACAGAAGGCCAGCGGAAACUUCUUCUUCAUGGACGCGACAGAUUGAUUGAUUCGAUUUGUAUUGAUCGGGGACUGAUCAGGACGUUGUUUCCUGUCACACAACACAUUUCCUUCCCCAUGCCGUUAAGCCUCGAGGGAAGAGGGCUAUAAUCGACCGUUCUCGUGUCGAUUUUACAUCAUUUUUUGCAGCUGAGUUUUUGUUUUUCUUGGUAAAAGUAGUCACGACUCGCAGGUAGUAAUAUCGAAGGGUGAUCCUCCCAUGAUUUCUAUGUGGCGUAUCCAAGGGGCGCGUUGGCAAAGAUAUGAAGCGUGGUGUGGGGCUCCGCGGACUACAGUAGUCACGCGCAAAAUGAAAUUUUGAAUCACGGAUCAGCAUCAUGCCAUGGGGCUCACAGCAGUGACAUGCAUGCUGACAUGCCGUACACUACGGUAGUAAGCAUUGCUUUCGGUCGUUCGCCGUUGGCGGCGUAAGAAUAAGCAAUGCCAUCGCUCAACUCUUGGCCGCCCGUCUUUGCCCCAUGUGGACUAGCCUUUGAAGCCCAUUUUGGCAUGUUUGGCGGAAAAGAUAAGAAUCGCGUCCCCAUCUCCC